This is a messenger RNA of Condylura cristata (star-nosed mole), 2185 nucleotides long. RefSeq names its product TAF15 RNA polymerase II, TATA box binding protein (TBP)-associated factor, 68kDa (gene TAF15). Lineage: Eukaryota; Metazoa; Chordata; Mammalia; Eulipotyphla; Talpidae. The transcript has 15 exons. The coding region runs from base 96 to 1898 and encodes 600 amino acids. Gene Ontology annotation, molecular function: transcription coregulator activity; RNA binding. Gene Ontology annotation, cellular component: nucleus. The record is from RefSeq and is a predicted model, not a curated record. Gene Ontology annotation, biological process: regulation of DNA-templated transcription.
GCCGCCUUCAGUUCAGCUCCGGCCGCCGCGCCGCCUGGCUCUGGUAUUCCUUGUUCUCGGCGGGCUCUGGGGGCUCUGCUCCGCGGCCGUUAGUCAUGUCGGAUUCUGGAAGUUACGGUCAGUCCGGGAGUGAGCAGCAAAGUUAUUCUUCCUAUGGAAAUCAAGGCAACCAAGGUUAUGGACAAGCACCACAAAACUAUUCUGGUUAUGGGCAAGCGACAGAUUCAUCAUAUGGACAGAAUUAUGGUGGCUACUCCAGUUAUGGACAGAGCCAAUCAGGUUAUUCACAGUCUUAUGGUGGUUAUGAGAAUCAAAAGCAAAGUUCAUAUGGCCAGCAAUCUUACAAUAACCAAGGACAGCAAAACACGGAAUCAUCAGGAAGCCAAGGUGGAAGAGCGCCUUCAUAUGACCAGUCAAACUAUGGUCAACAAGAUUCAUAUGACCAACAGUCAGGUUAUGAUCAACAUCAAGGCUCAUAUGAUGAUCAUUCAAAUUAUGAUCAGCAGCAUGAUUCCUAUAAUCAAAACCAGCAGUCCUACCAUUCACAAAGGGAAAAUUAUAGCCACCACACACAAGAUGACCGUCGUGACAUGAGUAGGUAUGGAGAAGAUAAUAGAGGAUAUGGCGGGUCACAGGGAGGAGGUAGAGGGCGUGGGGGAUAUGACAAGGAUGGAAGAGGUCCUAUGAUGGGAUCAAGUGGUGGUGACCGCGGUGGCUUCAAAAAUUUUGGUGGUCACAGGGAUUAUGGACCCAGACCAGAUGCUGAUUCAGAAUCUGAUAAUUCAGAUAACAACACAAUUUUUGUGCAAGGACUUGGGGAGGGUGUAUCUACAGAUCAAGUAGGGGAGUUCUUUAAACAAAUAGGAAUUAUCAAGACAAAUAAGAAGACUGGAAAACCAAUGAUAAAUCUAUACACAGACAAGGAUACAGGGAAACCUAAAGGGGAGGCAACAGUGUCAUUUGAUGAUCCUCCUUCAGCUAAGGCAGCCAUUGACUGGUUUGAUGGGAAAGAAUUCCAUGGUAACAUUAUUAAAGUGUCCUUUGCUACCAGAAGACCUGAAUUCAUGAGAGGAGGAGGAAGUGGAGGAGGGCGGCGAGGUAAGAUACUUGUUUCUAAUGGCCUGAUUGGUUUGCAUUUCUACCUUGCAGAUUUCCGGGGAAGAGGCUACGGUGGAGAGAGGGGCUACAGAGGUCGUGGGGGUAGAGGUGGAGACCGAGGUGGCUACGGAGGAGACAGAAGUGGGGGUGGUUAUGGUGGAGACAGAAGUGGGGGUGGUGGCUAUGGAGGAGACAGAAGUGGGGGUGGCUAUGGUGGAGACAGAAGUGGGGGUGGCUACGGUGGGGACAGAGGAGGCGGUUAUGGUGGGAACCGAGGAGGCGGCUAUGGAGGAGACCGAGGAGGUGGCUAUGGAGAUCGAGGAGGUGGUUAUGGAGGAGACCGGAGUGGUGGCUAUGGAGGAGACCGAGGUGGCUACGGUGGAGACCGAGGAGGUUACGGUGGAGACCGAGGCGGCUACGGUGGAGACCGAGGAGGCUACGGUGGAGACCGCGGCGGCUACGGUGGAGACCGCGGCGGCUACGGUGGAGACCGCGGCGGCUACGGUGGAGACCGCGGCGGCUACGGUGGAGACCGCGGCGGCUACGGAGGAGACCGCGGCGGCUACGGAGGAGACCGUGGUGGCUACGGAGGAGACAGAAGUGGGGGGGGCUAUGGAGGAGACCGUGGUGGUGGCAGCGGCUACGGUGGAGAUCGAAGUGGAGGCUACGGGGGAGAUAGGAGUGGUGGUGGCUAUGGAGGAGACCGAGGUGGGGGAUAUGGAGGAGACCGAGGAGGCUAUGGAGGCAAAAUGGGAGGAAGAAACGACUACAGAAAUGAUCAGCGCAACCGACCAUACUGAUGACUGUUUUGAAUGUUCCUUUGUCUCUGACAUGAUCCAUAGUGAAAUUGCCAGAGUUUUGCCUGCUGCUUUCCUCGUGGCCUCUUCUUGGGUAGUGAAAUUAAGUGACAUUUGGAUUUUUAUUUGGGUGGGAGGGCCGGGACAGUUUUUCUUUUAGAAAUGUCCACUGAAAUUUCCCCUUUAGUUUCCAACCUUCUUCCCAACCCUUGAAGCUAAGUGCGUUGUAAAAUAUUGCCAAAAUGGAAAGUGUUUUGUAAUACUGCAAUAAAGGCUGCUUGUUUUGUGGA